AUGCUAGGAUCAAUUCCCAUCAGAUUGACUGACCGUAUUUUGCACCCCGCAGCCGGAUGUGGUCAGGGUGCUUCGAUUUUGGGGGGCGCGGCCGUCCAAAUUGCAACGGGACAAUCUACAUUUGGAUCCCCCACCCCGUUGCAGGAACGCCAAGCGAAGGCUGAACAGCAGCUAUCCGCUGAUGAUCAUCGGUCCAGCACGGCUGAUUGUCUGCCACGCGUGUGCGAGCGAAACCACCCUCGCCUGUAG
Messenger RNA from Puccinia triticina, 249 nucleotides. RefSeq lists its product as uncharacterized. The record is from RefSeq and is a predicted model, not a curated record. The coding region runs from base 1 to 249 and encodes 82 amino acids. The transcript has a single exon. Lineage: Eukaryota; Fungi; Basidiomycota; Pucciniomycetes; Pucciniales; Pucciniaceae.